AUGGCGGAGGCGGGAAAAGAGCACGCGGGUUUCGGGCUCCCGGGAGGAGGUGCGGCGCAGUGGCCUCUGCAGCGGUAUGCCCGCUUCAUGCCCUCGGGCACUGGAGAGCCACCUGGGCCUGGCCAGGAAGCUGGCACAGCCUCUUCCCCAACAUGGAAGGUUUUUGACUCCAGUGAAGAAUCUGGGCAUCUUGUUCUCACCAUAGUUACAUCGGGUCAUUUCUUCAUUUCCCAAGGACAGACACUGUUGGAAGGGUUUUCACUCGUUGGUAGCAAGAACUGGUUGAAGAUUGUAAGACGCAUGGAUUGUCUGUUGUUUGGAACAACGAUAAAGAACAAGAGUCGUAUGUUCCGGGUGCAGUUUAGUGGAGGCUCAAAGGAGCAGGCGCUGGAACACUGCUGCAGCUGCGUGCAGAACCUGGCCCAGUACCUCACUGUCCAGGUGCCUGACGGAAUCAGCCAGGAGCUCAGGCUGGGUCCUAGCCCACUGUGGACAGGUGAAAGCCAACGGAAGGGCUGUGUGCAGAGCAUCCCACCACAGCAUGAUUCACACCAGAACCUGGAGCAGCAAUGGUGGGUACCAGCUGGCACAGGCACUCCAAGAGGAAGGACCUCAGUGGCCUGGUUAGCUCAGUCUCUCCUGGCAUCAGAGGAGCUGCCCGUGGUCUAUGAACAAUCUGCAUGGAACACGGAAGAGUUAGGCCCCUUUCUACGCUUGUGCCUCAUGGAUCAGAAUUUCCCAGCAUUUGUGGAAGAGGUGGAAAAGGAACUAAAAAAGCUGACAGAGCUGAGCAACUAACAUUCUAUAUACAUACAGAACUGAGGAACUUCAGUGCAAUGGA
Lagenorhynchus albirostris (white-beaked dolphin) is the source of this 841-nucleotide messenger RNA. RefSeq names its product REC114 meiotic recombination protein (gene REC114). The record is from RefSeq and is a predicted model, not a curated record. Lineage: Eukaryota; Metazoa; Chordata; Mammalia; Artiodactyla; Delphinidae. The transcript is spliced from 6 exons. The coding region runs from base 1 to 798 and encodes 265 amino acids.